Messenger RNA from Bactrocera dorsalis (oriental fruit fly), 2563 nucleotides. It is a transcript of the gene hfw, whose product is annotated as protein halfway. The record is from RefSeq and is a predicted model, not a curated record. Gene Ontology annotation, cellular component: voltage-gated potassium channel complex. NCBI's taxonomy places the organism in Eukaryota, Metazoa, Arthropoda, Insecta, Diptera, Tephritidae. The transcript has 7 exons. The coding region runs from base 498 to 2192 and encodes 564 amino acids. Gene Ontology annotation, molecular function: voltage-gated potassium channel activity; potassium channel activator activity; transmembrane transporter binding.
GUUCAGCGCCAAUUUCUCAUAAUCCAGUGUGUUUGGGGCUGCUUAUCGCUUUAGCUCCUCCACAGUUGAUCAACGGCAACAGCAGUGAAUAGCAAAACAAAAUGAAAGUGUAAAGUGUGAAGCAACUGGUGUCGGUGAACUAACUUGCUUGUAUGCUAAAUAAUUGAAAAUCAACGAUAUAGCUCUCGAGAAAAGCCGUCCAUGAUACAAAACUAGAAAAUACAUCUAAUAGUACACUAAACUGUUCCAUAAAGCGAUCUAUAUUCUAUGUAUUAAAUAUACAUAUUCGUCAUUUUUAUAAUGCAUAUUUGCUACAGUUUUAAUUGUAAAUGAAAGAUAAUUUUGUCGAAUCAUUUGCAUUAUUGUUUCAUUGUCUAUUUUGUGAGAAACAAAGUGUAUAAAGUGUACACAAGCGGAAAAGUGUAAAAUACUUGCUUAUUAAACUGCACAUAAAUUAUUAUAAUGAUAGUUUUUGUUGUCAUCGGCAUUUAGAGUGAAUGUGGUCAAUAGACAAGUUGUUUAUAAAUUUAUAUAAAAUGGCAAUAUUCUACAAUCAAUUGGAUAAAUUUACAUGCCAAACACACAUUCUUUUUGUGGUUAUAUGUUUGCUCUGCUGGCCAGGGUCUUACGCAUUACCACAGCCUGUUGAGGAACCAAUGGCAUUGCCACAAGAGCCACUACCAAAUGGACUGAUAGAUUUUCAGCCACCACCUCCACCAAACUUAUUGCCGUUGCCAAAGAUUGUGUCCACUACCAGCCUGCCGCCAGCUGAACCAGAGAUAACCGAAUACCGUCCGCAGUGCUUCUAUGCCGAGGAGGAAUUAUGUGACAAAACUCUAGAGAAUUGGAAUCAACAAACUUACGAUCAGCACACACACUUGGGCACCUGUCAUUGUCGACCGUAUACCAAUAUGCCCACGUCAUGGUAUUGCUGCAAUGUAACACACAUGUCGAUGAUCUCGUCCUGCAGUAACACAACCACCUGGACAAACUUACAUAUACGCAAUGUCACAUUGCAUGAAUUGGAUUUGUCGAAUUUCCUCUACCAGAAGCUGCAAUCGCUCGCCAUCACCGACGGCAACAUCACCAAAUUGGUGGGCAGCUUUUCACGAUUCUCUUCCAUCAAGUGUCUGAAUGUGUCCAAUAAUAAUUUGUCGGAAAUUACGCAACGUGGCUUAAUACCGCCGACACUGAAAGUGUUGGAUAUAUCGAAGAACAAUUUGACGAGCAUACCGAACUUCAAUCAAAAUCAAAAUAUAACUGUAGAUGUGAGUGGCAACAACAAUAUGCUUUGUUAUGACAUAUACAAUUCCAUCUUUCGCGAUUCGCUGAUGUUCGUCAACCAGCAAAACUCGUACUGUUUGCAUAACUCCACUUUUCGUUGGUUCAAUUCAACCGACUUGAUAUCCAUCAAGGAGCUAGUCAAAUCGCGACCGUUGAACACCGAUUGCCCCAUCAUACCUGGUUAUGGCAAUUGUACUUGCAAGAAGGAGCACAUGGUGACCACAUUGUCGGGUGAUGAAUCGGAAGCGACAACCAAAAUCAUAUCGGAAGUGGACUGCUCCAAUCUUGGGCUUGUUGAGCUGCCGCCAAAGCUGCCAGAAAACACGUUCUCACUGAAUGUUUCGAACAAUAAGAUUACAAGUAUCGGUAAACAUUUUCAUACAAAUCCAACCUAUCGUAGCUUAAUUUACCUGGUCGCGGACAACAAUAAUAUUUCGAAAAUAUACGAUUUUGAAGGAACCACCUUUAUGGAGCACUUUCAAAGGCUUUACUUGCGCAACAAUGCAAUCAGCAGUAUUCCCGAAUAUUUUUUGAGCAACGUACUGGAUAAUCAUGAUGUUGGACGCAUUAUCUUUCUUGGUGGCAAUGAGCUGAAUUGUGACUGUAAUUCAGCGAAAACAUUGAAGUAUUGGCUGUUGGAACACAAUCGGGACAUCCCUGACUAUAAUAGCAUAAGAUGUCGGAAUUUACCACAAAAUGUUAUGGAAUUGCGUGAAAAGAAACUGUGCCAAUCGCCGCACGAUUGGACCGAUUACAUUUAUUAUUUGAUAGCCACCGAGGUGAUUUUGCUAAUUGCUUUAAUCACAAAAGUGUCCUACGAUUACUGGGUAUUCAAAACCGCUGGAUAUUUGCCAUGGCCAGCUAGUAAAAUGCCAAAAUUACCAUGUGAUUGGCUAUGCGAAUCUUAGUGCGCCCAAAUCUGGGGUGAGAGGGGAGGCAGAAAGACAGAAGACUACUGAAAUAACCAUCGAACAUUUUUGAAAAUACAUAUUAAGUAAGGCUAGUUAGUUUUAUAUCAGCAUAUUAAUAUUUAUUAAAUGUGCCUAUAUUAGUGCAGUAAGGGGGAGAGAAAAACACACUCACGAGAGAAACACAAUAAGUGCAAUUUCCAUAAAGUGCCUAUAAAAAUUGUCUAUAAAAACAAAAAAUAAGAAAUUGUGCACAAAAAAAAAAUUACAGAGCAACAUAUUUACAAACAUUUUUAUUAGACAUAUGCUUAUAUGUAUACAUAUAUUUGUAAAUAAAAAAGAAUGAAUUUCACCGAAUUUAUGUAAAAAUA